This is a messenger RNA of Pestalotiopsis fici W106-1, 1095 nucleotides long. RefSeq lists its product as uncharacterized. Gene Ontology annotation, molecular function: 3'(2'),5'-bisphosphate nucleotidase activity. Gene Ontology annotation, biological process: sulfate assimilation. The transcript has a single exon. Bases 1 to 1095 code for a protein of 364 amino acids. Lineage: Eukaryota; Fungi; Ascomycota; Sordariomycetes; Amphisphaeriales; Sporocadaceae. The record is from RefSeq and is a predicted model, not a curated record.
AUGGACAGUCCUUUUGCCAAAGAAUUGCAGACUGCAAUCAACGCCAUCCAACAGGCGGCCAAGCUGAGCCAGUCCGUCAUCUCGUCCGAGGACAAGGGCGUUGUGGAAAAGGAUGACCUGAGUCCCGUGACAGUCGCAGAUUUCGCGAUCCAAGCACUCUUGACCUCGUCCAUCCACCAUGUCUUUCCCAGCGACAAGUUCGUCGGGGAGGAGUCUGCCGCAGAGCUCAGGGAAAACACGGUCUUGCUCGAUCGAGUAUGGUCGCUGCUUCAACGGCUGAAGGAGCCAGAGACCGAAUCACUCUGCAAGCUUCCCACCAGUCCGGAUGAGAUGUGCGAGAUGAUCGACUGGUGUGGGAAUGGCAAGCCAGGGGGCUCGGAGUCCGGAAGGGUUUGGAUCUUUGACCCCAUAGACGGCACACAGACGUUUGUCAAGGGGCAGGCAUAUGCCAUCAACGUUGCACUACUCGAGGGUGGGAAGCAGCUUCUGAGCAUUGUCGGCUGCCCAACUAUUCCAGUCGGCGCCAGGGCCCCAAUCACCAACGAUACGACAGACCCAGCACGGCGUGGCUCGAUUGUCUUUGCCGCGAAGGGGUAUGGCACCUAUGUCCGCCCGCUGUUUGCAGAGACAAGUGAGGUGCAGAUUCAGAAAAUCGAGCCGCAUGCUGAGACGGCCGCACCUCAAGACCUUCGCUCCGUCACCUGCUUCAAUACUCUCGUAUCGGGUGUCGAUGAUGCCCACCAGGUCAUUGUUGAGAGGCUCGGAGUCGAGUUCCCCGGGUGCGACCUGCUGGGUUGGGUUCCUCGUUGGGUAACCCUGGCUCUAGGAGCUGCAAACAUGACCGUCUGGGUCUACAAACGCCGGGACCGAUCCGCAAAGAUAUGGGAUCAUGCUGGUGCUAUGCUUCUCUUUGAAGAGGUUGGCGGCAAAAUCACUGAUGUUGAUGGCAAAGAUAUUGACUUGACCGUCGGGAGGAAGCUGGUCAACAACUACGGUUUUGUUGCUGCACCAAAGGCACUACACGCUAGAGUUCUGCAAACGGUUCACCAAGUACUCAAAGAGCAGGGCAAAGACCAUCUUUUGGCAUCGGCAUGA